Colletotrichum navitas is the source of this 1872-nucleotide messenger RNA. RefSeq names its product tubulin/FtsZ family protein. Bases 40 to 1377 code for a protein of 445 amino acids. The transcript is spliced from 7 exons. Gene Ontology annotation, molecular function: GTPase activity; structural constituent of cytoskeleton; GTP binding. Gene Ontology annotation, cellular component: cytoplasm; microtubule. Lineage: Eukaryota; Fungi; Ascomycota; Sordariomycetes; Glomerellales; Glomerellaceae. Gene Ontology annotation, biological process: microtubule cytoskeleton organization; mitotic cell cycle. The record is from RefSeq and is a predicted model, not a curated record.
AUCAGCUUCUGACAAUCCACACCAUUCCCGAAGUUCAUAAUGCGUGAGAUUAUACACCUCCAGACCGGCCAAUGUGGCAACCAAAUCGGCACAGCCUUCUGGCAAACCAUUCACGGCGAGCACGGGCUUGAUCAAGAUGGAGUAUUCCGCGGCUCUGAUGAGCAGCAGUCCGAGAGGCUGAGCGUCUACUUCACCGAGGCUGCCAAACAAAAGUACGUUCCUCGUGCGGUCCUGGUUGACCUUGAGCCCGCAACCAUGGAUGCAAUCCGUUCCGGUCCCCUUGGUGACUUCUUCCGUCCCGACAACAUGGUCUACGGACAGUCUGGCGCGGGUAACAACUGGGCAAAGGGCCACUACACCGAAGGCGCCGAGCUGGUUGACCAAGUCCUCGACGUCGUGCGCCGCGAAGCCGAAGCCUGCGACAGUCUGCAGGGUUUCCAGAUCACGCACUCCCUCGGUGGCGGCACUGGCUCUGGCAUGGGCACCCUCCUCAUCGCAAAGGUCCGCGAGGAAUUCCCUGAUCGCAUGAUGGCGACCUUCUCUGUCCUGCCGUCUGCCAAGGUCUCUGAGGUCGUUGUCGAGCCGUACAAUGCGACCUUGUCGAUCCAUCAGCUCGUCGAAAACUCGGAUGAGACGUUCUGUAUCGACAACGAGGCCCUGUAUGACAUCUGCCGCCGCACCCUGAAGCAAGCGCACCCGUCCUACGGACAUCUCAACCACCUGGUGUCCAGGGUCAUGUCCGGCUUGACGACGGGCUUCCGCUUCCCGGGGCAAUUGAACGCCGACCUCCGCAAGCUGGCUGUGAACCUCGUCCCCUUCCCCAGACUUCACUUCUUCACCGUCGGAUUCGCGCCGCUCACCUCCUCGGCCUCCUUCUCGAACCUGGGUGUCGCCGAGCUCACACAGCAGAUGUUCGACCCGAAGAACGUCAUGUUGGCGUCCGAUUUCCGUGACGGACGCUUCUUGACUUGCUCCACCAUGUUCCGUGGAAAGGUGUCGAUGAAGCAGGUCGAGGAACAGAUCCACGCCAUCAAGAGCAAGAACUCGGCCAACUUCGUAGAAUGGAUCCCAAAUAACAUCCAGACUGCCCAUUGCUCUGUGCCGCCUAAGGGACUGGCCGUAUCAUCGACGUUCAUUGGAAACUCCACCGCAAUCCAGAACAGUUUCCGCAGAGUCGGGGACCAGUUCAGCCUCAUGUUCCGGAGAAAGGCUUUCCUGCAUUGGUACACUGGAGAGGGCAUGGAUGAGAUGGAAUUCACUGAGGCCGAGUCUAACAUGAACGAUCUGGUAUCCGAGUACCAGCAGUACCAGGAUGCAGGCAUGGAUGACGAGUACGGCGACGAGUACGAAGACGAGGCUCCGGCUGAGGAGGAAUGAGUAGGCAAGACAACUAUUCGAUGCCCUUGCCGAGAUGAAGCUACCUUAUAUUCAAGAUAGUUGAUGGUCUUUGAGGCUUUUCCAAUCACCGUGCAUACUCAAUCCAGCAUUAUAGUCCGAGCAGCCCACCUGAAGUUAUCCCUUUCGACUGAGAAGGCAAUAGGAUUGUUCUAUCUCGUUCCUUGUGCAGACAACGAAGUGAAUCGUUACGCAACCCCUAGUUUUGACUUGCAAAUUUGCAUUUCGUCACAAGAUCCAGGUGGCCAACAGUUCAAGGAUCGGUACCCUAGUAGAUGUACCUGAAAUGGCUCCCCGGGAUACGGGAAGAAAGACAUCGCAUUACAUUGGAUAAUUCUCACCCGUUGAACUGGGUGAAGACAAAAUGAACCGAACAGACUUCUAGCCAACUUCUGUGUUUAUCAAGUUAGUAUGAGUUCUGGAUCCCCAUCGACAUAGAUUCAGUGGAAUUUGUAAGUGAGAUUAUCUUCGUGACGG